ACAUUCUGGUUAUUAAAAGACAAACGGGGGAGUAUGAGGAAGAAACUGGUGGUUCCCAGCCAGCCAACCAGAGGCAAAACCAAAGCUAGUUUAAACUAAAAUGGAAUGGACCACUUUCUUCUUCUUCUUCUAUCUCCUACUAAUUAAAAACACAACACAAACUCUACCAACACAGCUGCUGCUCUCUCAAUUCUCAAACCACUAUGAAAAAUUGCGUAUGCAAGGCUUCGAGUUUCACCCCUGCAACUCUCUCUUCACUAUCAUUUCCACUGAACAACAACCCCCCUUGUUUUUCCAACAAAUAUCGCAUUGCCUUUUCCACUGUUACAACCCAGGCCAAAACUUGUUUGCUAACAACUAGUUUGGUGAAAAGAGAUGGUGAUUUCGGUGGAAAGGCUGAUGAAAAUGAAAAAGAAUAUAGGAAUAAGAGAGUGCAUUGCGAAGUCGAAGUGAUUUCUUGGAGGGAAAGACGAAUCAAAGCCGAGAUUUUGGUUUCUGCUGAUAUUGAUUCUGUUUGGAAUGCUCUUACUGAUUAUGAACGUCUUGCAGAUUUUAUCCCUAAUCUUAUUUGCAGUGGAAGGAUUCCUUGCCCCCAUCCUGGACGGAUAUGGUUGGAACAGAGAGGUUUGCAAAGGGCAUUAUAUUGGCAUAUUGAAGCACGUGUUGUUCUUGAUCUCCAAGAAAUUCCCAAUUCGUCCAACGGUCGUGAACUCCUCUUUUCCAUGGUUGAUGGAGAUUUUAAGAAGUUUGAAGGGAAAUGGUCUGUCAAAUCUGGAACAAGGUCUGGUACUACAAUUUUAUCAUAUGAAGUUAAUGUAAUUCCAAGAUUUAACUUCCCUGCCAUAUUCCUGGAGAGGAUUAUCAGAUCUGAUCUUCCUGUGAAUCUUAGAGCCUUGGCUUGUCAAGCUGAAAAGAAUUUUCAUGGGAAUCAAAAGAUGUUAAUAGCAAAAGAUUUGAUUAGAAAAUCUUUGCCUGUUCUUUCUUCACCUGGCAUUGACUCAAAUGCUGCACUCUUGGGAAAGGAUAAACCACCGUCUGUAACUGGGCCUCUACCAUCUUCGAGUGAGUUGAACAGUAGCUGGGGUGUUUUUGGAAAAGUCUGCAGAAUCGAUAGGCCUUGUGUGGUUGAUGAAGUUCAUCUUCGCAGAUUUGAUGGCUUAUUGGAAAAUGGAGGCGUUCAUCGUUGCGUUGUUGCUAGCAUAACUGUAAAAGCUCCUGUUCGUGAAGUUUGGAAUGUUUUAACUGCAUACGAGAGUCUUCCAGAGAUUGUUCCAAAUUUAGCUAUUAGUAAAGUCUUAUCACGCGAAAACAACAAAGUUCGCAUUCUUCAGGAAGGAUGCAAGGGCUUAUUGUAUAUGGUGCUUCAUGCACGAGUUGUUUUAGAUCUGCAUGAACAACUUGAAAAAGAGAUCAUGUUUGAGCAGGUCGAAGGGGACUUUGACUCAUUUCAGGGGAGAUGGCUUCUAGAGCAACUUGGAAGUCAUCACACACUACUGAAGUAUUCUGUGGAGUCAAAAAUGCACCGAGAUUCCCUUCUUUCUGAAGCUCUCAUGGAAGAGGUUAUAUAUGAAGAUCUACCGUCCAAUUUAUGUGCGAUACGAGAUUAUGUUGAAAAAACAGAGGCCAAAAUUUCCUUGGAAACACGAGAAAAUCGACAGCUUUCUGGGCAACAAAGUUCCUCCAGCAAUGAUAAUGAAACAGCCUAUAGUGAUACUGGUGAGGAGGAUGAAGGUUCCAAUAGUGCUAAUUCACUUAGACAAAGACCAAGAGUUCCAGGCUUGCAAAGGGACAUUGAAGUCCUCAAAACUGAGCUCCUGAAAUUCAUAUCUGAACAUGGACAGGAAGGAUUUAUGCCUAUGAGAAAGCAACUGCGUUUGCAUGGCAGAGUGGAUAUCGAGAAAGCAAUCACACGCAUGGGUGGAUUUAGAAGGAUUGCAUCUUUAAUGAAUCUCUCCCUUGCAUACAAACAACGUAAACCGAAGGGCUAUUGGGACAACCUUGAAAAUCUGCAGGAGGAGAUUAAUCGAUUCCAGAGGAGCUGGGGAAUGGACCCAUCAUUUAUGCCCAGCAGAAAGUCGUUUGAGCGUGCAGGACGCUAUGACAUCGCACGGGCAUUAGAGAAAUGGGGCGGCCUUCAUGAAGUUUCUCGUCUACUGUCACUCAAGGUGAGACAGAAGCACCCUAGCAGACAGGGGCUAACUAGUGCCAAGGAAAAACAGGUAGAUAAUGUAGCAGCAAGUAGGGGCAUAGAAAGUGAAGAGAAGACUCCAAUAUUAAAGCCAUAUGUUUCGCAAAAUACACAAAAGUGGCUCACGAAGCUAAAAGGUUUAGACAUUAAUUGGGUUGAAUAAAUGUGCCUACUACUACUAUUACUACCAGUCUACUGGUUUAGUUUCUUUCCUUCUGUUUAUGGAGUAUAAUAAAUUGGGUUUAAUAUUCUUGGUCGUGGUAGAAAA
Molecule: messenger RNA, 2456 nt
Organism: Gossypium arboreum
Lineage: Eukaryota; Viridiplantae; Streptophyta; Magnoliopsida; Malvales; Malvaceae
Exons: 10
Coding region: 204-2351 (715 amino acids)
Biological process (GO): regulation of photosynthesis, light reaction
Source: RefSeq, a predicted model, not a curated record